Molecule: messenger RNA, 1051 nt
Organism: Tetranychus urticae (two-spotted spider mite)
Lineage: Eukaryota; Metazoa; Arthropoda; Arachnida; Trombidiformes; Tetranychidae
Product: mite allergen Lep d 7
Source: RefSeq, a predicted model, not a curated record
GAUCUCAUCAGAAACACAGUCACUUUUGUUUUAAUUAUUACAUUUGGUGCAUAAUUAAUUUAAACCAUUAUUAAACGUUUAACAACCAUGAUUAAGACAUUCUCUUUAUCUGUCCUCUUUUUAGGUCUCAUCUGUUCUUCCCUAGCUUCUCAUGUUCCCGAAGAUGACGAACAAGAUCCAAAUGAGUUUGUCGACUCCAUUCUGACCAUUGCUGUUAAAAAGAUACAUGAACAAGGUGCCAUCAGUAUUCCUGGUAAACAUAAAGUAGGACCAUUUGGACUAUUAACCAUUCAAGAUGUGGCUAUCCUUGGCAUUCAAAAUAUCUCGAGACGCGGAGAAGCUCACAUCAGAGGAGUUGAGGAAUCUGGAAUCAUCUAUGUUAACACAUCAUUCACUUUGACCAAUAUUCGGGCUAAUUCAAGUUUUGUUGUUAAUCUACCAAUGAAGGGAGCCAUGAGAGUUACCGCAACCUCCACCAUCGCCCGAAUUGACUUGACAGUCCGAGCUCAAUACAAUCCUGCCAAAGGAACCCUUACACCUGAAGCAGUCCACAUUGACUCCUUUAGUGGCGUGGUAACUGUAGUUAAAGGAUUGGGUCCAUUCAACCCGAUCGUUGAAAAAAUGACAACAAUCACAGCUGACGUCUUGGAAAGGAUUAUCGCCAAAAUAUUGAACAUCACCAUUGAACAUACAAUCGAUGGACUAGUCAUCACCAUUCCCCAAGAGUAUUAAGAUAAACCAUUAGGAAAUCCGUUCAGCAGGUUCAUUUGGUGAGACUCAACAGCAUUCAUCUUAACACAGAUGCUAAUGUAAAUACAUCAUAACCAAUGGACCUAAUGAGAAACCUGAUCAAGUCUUUCAUUUUACAAUCUUUUACUCGACGACCAAUUUUACAUGGAAAUGAUUCCCUCUUAUUUUGUUUAUUACAGUUAAAAUAGUAACCUAAUCUAUUAUCAAGUUAAUCAAAUCUUUACAUUAUAAUUUAAAAGAAUUGUGACGAAAAAAACUCAUGACAAAUGACGUUCAUGAUUAAACUGUUGGUAAAUUUCAA